Austrofundulus limnaeus is the source of this 907-nucleotide messenger RNA. It is a transcript of the gene grp, whose product is annotated as gastrin-releasing peptide. The record is from RefSeq and is a predicted model, not a curated record. The coding region runs from base 334 to 762 and encodes 142 amino acids. The transcript is spliced from 4 exons. Lineage: Eukaryota; Metazoa; Chordata; Actinopteri; Cyprinodontiformes; Rivulidae. Gene Ontology annotation, biological process: neuropeptide signaling pathway. Gene Ontology annotation, molecular function: neuropeptide hormone activity.
AUCUAAAUAAUAUUGUGCUCUUAUUCAACAGAGGUUGCUGAGGAGGCUGGCUUGCAGGGGAGAGUAAAGGUUUCCAAGAAAGAGAGCUGAGUUUAGACUCUCUGACGCAAAGCUGUAUCAGGAGGAGCUUUUUAACUUUGAUCAUUAGUCAUUCCCAUCAAAGCCAAAAGGGAGAGGAACUUCUGCAACCUGUUCAUCUACAUCCAUCCAAUCAGGAACCUAAAACAAAAUCAUUGAUUAUAGUGGAUAUUUUCUAAACUUAGAUCAGGUUACUCAACAGCAGCGACGGGAUUAAAGCAACCCUCUCUGUUAGGAUCUGACGUUUUCUUGAAUAUGAUGGGUGGAGUGUGUCUGUGCUGCUCAUGGACCUGCAGACCUCUGUGGCCACUUUUUAUCUUUCUGGCUGCUGCUCCUUGUUUCUUGCACUGCUCAGAGACUCCUGCUGCAGUUGUUGGGAAGAUGUAUCCACGAGGAAAUCACUGGGCAGUAGGCCAUUUGAUGGGAAAGAAGAGCACCGAGAACCUGCAGAAGCCAAACGCUGACAGUGACUACCUCACAGAUCCACAGUCCGUCCGGACCUUUGAGCUGGACCAGCCUGAAGGACCUGCAGAGGCUCUGCAACCCAGGGACCAAAACCAGAAAACGCUGCAAAGACUCCUCCACAGCAGCUGGAAAAGAGCAGGUGACAGGGCGGAACAUCUCCAAGAGAUGUCAGACCUGCUUCAUCUGGCUUUGAAACUGCAAGACAUCCAGUCCUCCUGAGGGAAAGACAAAUCUGUUCACUUUAAACAGCCACAGCUGUUUUAGUCUGCUUCAUACCCACAUGUUCACUGUGUAAACUUUACGCUGUCUGAAAACAAUACAAAGAUUUAAAAAACAAGUUCAGUUUUCAGUAUUUUAAUAUUAC